AUGGCAGACGGCGCAGGAUCAGAUGCCAAGGCUGCCAAUGAACCGGAGAAGAAGAAAUGCCCGUGGUUAGAUGCAUGGCACGACCCGGUGGCUGGAAUGAGCUGCUAUUCGUCGUUCCUGUGCCUUGCCGACCUCGCCGCUGAUGGCGAUCACCGCCUUGUGAUGGUGGACAUGAAGAAGCGAAUUCGCAUGUACAAGGGGACAACUAUCCAAUGGGAGCACAAGCUGCCAGAUGUGCCCUGUGCUGUACAGUCCUUCUACCACGAGGCUGGACAUCCACCGAUUCCCACCCUGGCUGUCGCAAGCGGACACCGGGUCUUGAUCUUUCGGAACAUGCGGCCUUCGAUGCAGUACAGGCUGCCAGCUUUGGAGAUCGAUCCAGUCGAGAGAGACAUUUGGCAGGACCUGACCCAGGACGGAGCUGAUGUCCAAGCGGGCUUCGACAAAUUGAACGCGGCUCGUGAAAACGGAACAGCCUUGUCCAACCAGUCGAUUGACUUUCUUGCCGUGGAGGACCUGGAGUCACAGACGGAGUACGUCCGCGCGUGCAGGCCAAACGAGGACCAUCUGCUGCAGCAACAGACUGCGAUAACAUGCAUGGAGGUCCUGAAGCAGAACAUGGAUGAGCCGACUGCUGUCAGCAUGUUGGUGAUUGGUACUGAGAACAGGAUGAUUUACAUCCUGAACAGCUCCGCUCUGGAGAUUGCAGCCAAGGUGAAGCUCGAAGCAGUGCCUACAUUCAUUUCCGUCCUGGGACUCUUCGAUGUGGAGUACAGGAUAACUGUGGCAUGUCGGGAUGGCAACAUCUACACCGUCAAGAAUGGACAGGUGCUGAGCAAUGUAAUUGAACUGGAGACGCAGCCGGUCGGACUAGUCCGAUUUGACAAAAACGUCUAUGUUGGCUGCAUGGACAAUGUAAUCCACUGUUUUCACUUCAAGGGCAAGAAAAACCAUUCGAUAUAUUUGCCUUGUCCGAUAUCUUGCAUGUCGCUCCUUCAAAUCACAAAAUCACGCGUUGCAAAGGCUCUCGUGGUAGCACUGCAGAACGGAGAGGUGAGGCUGUACAACGGCAAGCACCUCAUCGCUACUGUGGAAACGAAUGAUGUGGUAACCGGUGUGAAGCUGGGUACCUUUGGCCGGGAGGAGGGCUCUAUGGUCCUCAGCUUCAAAUCAGGAGCACUCAUGGUCAAAAUCUUGCAGCGAAAUGCCAACUUGGACGGUACAUCUGUGACCGUUGGCCCACCGCCAGAGCAGGACAUACCCUUGGAUGUGCCCAAGAAGACAAAGCUGUACGUGGAGCAGACCAGCAGGGAAAGAGAGCAAGCCAUUGACAUGCACAGGACCUUUCAGCGGGACUUGUGCAAGCUACGGCUGUCCACCGCCCGCGCGUACGUGAAUCUGUUGGGAAGUGGCCAUGGACCCAUGUCCACAGCUGCAGGUGCCCAGGUUCGCAUCAAUGCGCAGGUCCUAGGCAUGGGCCCACAGUUCAAGAUUCUGGUCCGGAUACAGAAUGCUGGUGCCACUGCACUCUACGAUGUGCCGGUUCAUUGCACGACCAAUCAGAAUCUGUAUCGUAUACCCAGGCCCAGCUUCUUCCUGCCCGUAUUGGUUCCUCAGCAGGUGUACCUGGUUGAGAUCCCACUCACGUGCAUCAACGAGAACGGCGGAACUGCGGCAGUCCGCAUCUUUCUGGCGAAUUCUCAAGGGACGAUGCCAUUGAUUUCAGCCGCUUGCUCGCGUGCAGUCGACACCAUUUAA
Messenger RNA from Symbiodinium sp. CCMP2592, 1758 nucleotides. The record is from the annotation of a GenBank genome assembly. NCBI's taxonomy places the organism in Eukaryota, Dinophyceae, Suessiales, Symbiodiniaceae.